This is a messenger RNA of Thunnus maccoyii (southern bluefin tuna), 6985 nucleotides long. It is a transcript of the gene unc5a, whose product is annotated as unc-5 netrin receptor A. Gene Ontology annotation, cellular component: membrane. The record is from RefSeq and is a predicted model, not a curated record. The transcript has 16 exons. Lineage: Eukaryota; Metazoa; Chordata; Actinopteri; Scombriformes; Scombridae. The coding region runs from base 526 to 3276 and encodes 916 amino acids. Gene Ontology annotation, molecular function: protein binding; netrin receptor activity. Gene Ontology annotation, biological process: anterior/posterior axon guidance; netrin-activated signaling pathway.
UCCUGGUUUUGCUGCUCCGCUCAUCGCAGCGUUAUAUACCUUCCCUGACUCCCAACACUCCCAGCAUUGCUGUGCAAGCAGAUGUUCUCUCUCUCUCUGAUGCCAAAUUCUUGCUAUUUUUCGCAUUUGGAGAAGGUAUUCUUACGCGCGAAGGGGCUGAAAAGUGACGAGAAACAACAUAAACUGCCUCCCUCCUCUGCGCAGUGAGAGAGAGGGAGAGUUGUGAACGGAUUUUUUAGGGGGGAGAAAUACAGUAAGGCUACAGAAACCCAGCGGCAGCAGUUUAUUCACCACACCUGUGAUGCGUUGUUCUGAGCAACGAAGACGCACGACCGGGAUACAGAUGGCUACGCUACGGCGGGAGGAUAUGUGUUGAGGAAAAAGACUUGGGCGUUGUGAGAGAGAGAAAAAAAAAAGGCGUUAAGUGCUACCGAGGACACUCUCCGGACCUUAAAAAGCCCUGUGUGCCAGUGUUUCUUCUCUGCUCUCUGCCUUUUGAAACUUAGGUGAUAAAAAAACACGAAGAUGCCCUUACUUCUGGGCCCCUUUGUCCGCUGUAGAUCCAGCGCCACGCUCCUCGUGCUUUGGCUCAUCUUCGCUGGAUUCACCUGCACUGGUUCCGAGCACGCCGCCACAGCAGCACUUCCUGCCGCCUUCUCGGACCUGUUACCUCACUUCCUGGUGGAGCCGGAGGACGAGUACAUCGUGAAAAACAAGCCGGUCACUCUGACCUGUCGUUCCACCCCGGCCACGCAGAUCUACUUCAAGUGCAACGGCGAGUGGGUCCACCAGGACGACCACUUGAUUGAGCGGAAUGUCGACCCAGCCACAGCGCUGCCAAUCAUGCAGGUGACGAUUGACAUCACCAGACAGCAGGUGGAGAAGAUCUUCGGUCUCGAUGAGUACUGGUGUCAGUGUGUCGCCUGGAGCACUACCGGAACCCAGAAAAGCCAAAAAGCGUACAUUAGGAUUGCUUACUUGAGAAAGAACUUUGAGGAGGAGCCGCAGGGUAAAGAGGUGGCAUUGGACCAGGAGGUGUUACUGCGCUGCCAUCCCCCAGAGGGAGUGCCACAAGCUGAGGUGGAGUGGCAGAGAAACGAGGAUGUGAUCGACCCAGCGAGCGACCCCAAUUUUUUCAUCACCACCGACCAUAAUCUUGUCAUCAAAAAAGCCCGGCUUGCAGACACGGGCAACUACACGUGUGUGGCCAAAAACAUCGUCGCUCGCCGCAAAAGCACCUCUGCCACGGUCCUAGUCUAUGUCAACGGCGGCUGGUCCACGUGGACCACCUGGUCGUCCUGCAGUGCUGUGUGUGGGCGUGGCUGGCAGAAGAGGAGUCGGAGCUGCACCAACCCCACGCCACUGAAUGGAGGCACAUCCUGUGAGGGGCAGAACGUCCAGAAAAGUGCCUGUGUGGCCACCUGUCCAGUAGAUGGAGGCUGGAGUGAAUGGAGCAAAUGGUCGGCGUGCGGUGCAGACUGUUCGAUGUGGAGGAGCAGGGAUUGCACCCAGCCUUCACCUGGCACCGGGGGCAAAGACUGCCAGGGCCUAGACCUCCAGUCUCUCAACUGUACCAGCGAGCAAUGCCCACAGACCGUGAGCGGGGCAGAGGACGUGGCGCUCUACGUGGGCAUGGUAGCGGUGGCUCUGUGUCUGACUCUACUCCUCAUCGUGGUGGUCCUGGUCUACCGGCGUAAGAAGGAGGGCCUGGAUGCCGACGUGGCGGACUCCUCCAUCCUCACCACUGGCUUCCAGCCCAUGGGCAUCAAGCCCAGCAAGCCAGGUGUGUGGGCACCGCGGCCACGCAGGCCUCCCCCCCACAGCAAGAAUUCUCAUUUGCUUACAAUCCAGCCUGAUCUAACCACUACCACCACUAGUUACCAAGGCACGCUGCGCUCUCGCCACGAUGCCACCGGGAAGUUUUCCAUGACCAACGGCCCUUUGCUGGACCCGCUUCCCAACGGCUCACACACUCUGCACAACGGCAAGCUCAACUCUGACCCUGCUGAGUUUGUGAGCAGGCUGUCCACUCAGACCUACUUUAAAACACUGCCUCGCGACAUGGCCAACACCUCUUAUGGGACCUUCAACUUCCUGGGAGGGAGGCUGACGAUCCCCAACACAGGAAUCAGUCUGCUCAUUCCUCCCGAGGCCAUCCCCAGAGGAAAGAUCUAUGAGAUUUAUCUCACUGUUCAGAGGAAGGAAGAUUUAAGGUUACCCCUGGCCGGGUGCCAGACCCUGCUCAGCCCCGUUGUGAGUUGUGGCCCUCCAGGGGUGGUCCUGAGCCGGCCAGUUAUCCUCAGCAUGGACCACUGCUCUGACGCAUGCCUCGAUAACUGGGCUGUCCGCCUCAAGAAGCAAAACUACGAGGGCGCUUGGGAGGACGUCCUGCUGAUGGGGGAGGAGCUGGUGUCCGAGCCCUAUUACUGCCAGCUCGAGGCCGAGACGUGCCGGCUGUUCUCGGAGCAGCUGGGCAUCUUCGCCCUAGUGGGAGAGUCCCUGCACAUGGGCGCUGCCAAGCGACUGAGGCUGGUGCUCUUCUCCGACGCCUACUGCUCCACGCUGGAGUACAACAUCAGGGUCUACUGCAUGGACGACACGCAGGACGUCUUCAAGGAGGUGAUGCAGAUGGAGCGGCAGCUCGGGGGUCGGCUGAUUGACGAGCCUCACGUCCUGCUUUUCAAAGACAGCUACCACAACCUGCGCCUGUCCAUCCAUGACAUGCCCCAGGCGCACUGGAGAAGCAAGCUGCUAGCCGGCUACCAGGAGAUCCCGUUCUACCACAUCUGGAACGGUUCCCAGCGGUACCUGCACUGCACGUUCACUCUGGAGCGGCUCAGCCUCAGCACCUGCGAACUCACCUGCCAGCUGUGUGUGUGGCAGGUGGAGGGGGAGGGACAGAGCUUUAGCCUCGACUUUAACAUCGCCAAGGACACCCGAGCUGUGGACUCUGAGUUUCUGUUAAUGGACAGUAACGGCACAGCUCUGGCGGGGCCCAGCGCCUUUCAGAUCCCAUACCUCAUCAGGCAGAAGAUCUGCAGCAGCCUGGAUGCCCCCUGUCCCAACGGAGCCGACUGGAGAAUGCUAGCACAAAGACUUAAACUUGAGAGACACAUGAGUUUCUUUGCAUCCAAAGCGAGCCCAACCUCUGUGAUCCUGGACCUGUGGGAGGCACAACAUUUCCACAGCGGCAACAUCAACCAGCUGGCCACGGUCAUGGCUGACAUUGGCAAACAGGAAGCCAUGAUAUUCCUGGUCUCUGAUGGCGAGUGCUAACCCAGAAAAGGGGGAGAGACUGGUGCAGAGGAAAGUACAGAACACAACAACACAAAAUACACAACAAUAACUGCAGCAGGAAUAGAAGAGCGAAGCUUCUUCUUCACUUUAGGAGAUAGUAAAGGGUUUAUGUAGGAUUCAGUCUUUAUUUCCCGUCGAACAGAAUAAAAAUCUUAACAGACCAAAUGAAGGAAAAGGUAGAGUUUGGGUGUGUGGGAAUUGUAUUCAUGAAAGCAACUUGGUAGAGAAAACACCUUUUAACCAAAAGGUUAAAUUAAGGUUAAAUUAGUCCACACCCCUGGUUCUACCUAAAAAUGAACAUUAAAAUAACUUCAUGCCUUCUACACAAAUGGGCCAUAAUGGCUAAUAAGGAGCAAUAUGCAAAAGUAAUUCUAUUACUAAUGGCCAAUAUUAAAAUUUAAUUUUUGAACUUUGAUUCAAAAAUGAUAUAUUAGAUAUUAAAUGAAAGGGAAUGUGACAAAAAGGUGCCAGUCUUUUCAGGUUAAAGAGAAAAGGCGACUUAUGCAAUUGGCCAGUUUGUUAGAUGACAUCACUUCAGACACAUUUUCAACAAGGUCAUCAGGGUCUGAGAACGUCCCCUCCCAAACCCAGUGACACUAUAUAGAUGUACGUCUCACAUGCGUCAUUAUCUGUUGUUUUUUUUUUUUUUAUACACACACAUACACGCACUCAGACGGCUUGUAGCACAUCCUGGACAUGCAGGUUUUAAAAAUAGAUUGUAUGUCACGACCCCAAAACCCCGUCUCAUCCUGUUUGUGUGUCUUUAUAGUCCAGCCGGUAUCACUACUGUGAAUGUAACAUCUUGACAUCUUGAUUCAGCGAGACGCUUCACAGCUCUCUUGCUUCUAAAUCAAUAUAUGUGGGGUUUGGGUUCUUUGAACUUUUUGAGGGAGGAGUGAGUAAUAUCUUCACUUAAAUCAUGUUUCAGAAGCCAUUUCUAUUUAAAGCCUGUGAUUUUGGUCCGUCCAGUUUCUUUCACGACUUAUAUUACCCAAUCGUUCAUCGUGGUGUGUUUCUGUUUCAAAUUCCACCGCUAAUGAAGGAGCCAUAGGGCCGAAAGGCAUUCUAGCUGCAUAUAUGUGAACACUGAAUGUCGUCAAAACUAAUUUCUUAAAUGACAUUUCCCCCCCUGAUUAAAUUCAUUCUGUAGCAGAUAUGUUAAAUGUAAAACAUGGCCAAAAGGGUUAUUAUCCGUAUGAAUAAUGUAGACAGAAAAUCUGACAAAGAAAUCUUCAAAAUCUUCACUACUUCAUUACUCACUUUGAAAGGGUAGCACUGCAGCUUUGCUUUUAUAAUUCAUAAAGCAAUGUUGGUGGGAAUGCUGUAUUCGCUGUAUGGCAAACAGUAUUUCCAUAAUGUCACGCCUCUGCUCACAAAAGCUGCUUUGAAAGGGUUUUUUUUUUUUUUUUCCUUUUUGUUGUUACGAGCCAGGAUGGCAAAAAUGAUCCAGCAGAUUCAUGCAAGAAACAUAAACUGCAACUACACAUUUGCUUAUUAUAUUUUUGCAUUCAUUUACACACAUUAUUAGUGAAUGAGUCUGUCAGGUCAGGCAACGUAAACACAGAGUAUCUUUUAAAGUCCACUGGUUCAGCAAUUAUACUUUUAAAAGAUGUGAGCAAUCCCAAAUUAGCCAUAGUUCUCUCUCCUCCUCAGGGUUGCAUGUGAAGUUGUCUGUUAAAGUUGUAAAGGGAGCCCUCUUCAUUAAAUCCCCUCUUACUUAAACAAGCUAGCACAGCCCAUCCUACCAGCUCCUGUGGCUCCAACCUUUAAGAUUAACUGGAGUCUCUUUUAUGAUUGUCAGAUAUUUGGAAUGUACAUUUAUGUUACCUUGUGGUGGGAAAGAAGUGUGUAGUUUCCUUUCUUCUGUUUUCUCUUGGAAGUUGUUUGGGGUUUUUUUUAUAUGGCAUCUCAUCACCUGUUAACUCCUUUUAGCUUCUCUUUCAUCCCAUUAAAACAUGCCUCCUCUUCACCGACACUUUUUACAAACACCUGUUCUAUUUGAUGUAGAGAUGCCAUGAAAUAAAAAAAAAAUUAACCCUUUUUUUUUUUUAAAUAAAAAAAAAACCUUUAAAGUAACCCUUGAAUUAAGCCCCUUUCAGACAAAAUGGUGACAUCACCUUAAAUAAAUCUUUUCAUGUUGAAAUGGAUCACCGUCACAUGUAAUAUGUAAAUACUUUUUCUAUACCAGCCGUGUGCUGUCACUUUGCAUACUGUAUAUCAGCCAAAUUGGUAACCAAAGUUUUAUGAAUAUCAUUUGAGGCCACCUCAUCAUCCUCAUAUUGUGUCAUUAACAUAUUGUUUUACUUGCAGCUAGUAUAGAAUAAAUCAGCGUUACAGUCUCUUCUAUUGCUGACUUAAAAGUCCAAAUCAUGACUUAAUCUCAUUUCCUCGCUUUUGUCUUUGAGGCAAGUUCAUGCUGUUUGUUCGAUUUUAUUUUAUCACUUUGUAAAGAAAUGUAAAUUAUAUUUUAAUAUGAAGCCAAAAAAAGACACUUAACUGGCGCAGCAUUUGUCAAGUCUAAACCGUGACGUGUUUGCCUAUAUACUGUUCUUUGGCGAUCUAGCAGUGAAGACUUUUUGCAGUGUUAAGGGUUUAGAGACUGUUUUACAGGAAGUUUCUAUACAUAUUUUGUUCGUCCUUACUCUGCAUACGUCUACCUGGUUAUUUCUAUAACUGUAAGCAUUUAAAUACAAGGUGGAAAUAGUCACUAAAAGCUUAGUGAAUCACUACACUGGGAGCGUGCGGAGGCUUAAUUGGAGAAAGAGGACAUCAGUUCUUGGGACAGUGACAAGCCAGUGUUGACACAGCAUGUUUAGAUGAGCCAUGGCAGUUGUACAGUCAGACUGUGUGUGAAAUUUUAUCACCCCUGUCAUUGUCUUGGAUGUGUUGUCUAAGCACAUUUCAGUAAUGUAAUUCACCAGCCGCCAGGAUGUUCAGCAUCUAUCUUCACAUCGAACUUGUCCAACAAAUCUAACAAAUCUGCAAUUACUGUGUGUGAUGAAUACAGUUCCCUUCAUGAUGGAAUCUGGGCCUGAUAGUUGUGUGUCAGUAAACUUACAUGCUUUGUUCAAGGGUUUUUUAAUUUCACCUGUGUUAUGGGGAAAAAUGUUACAUUUCACAGCUGUACUUUUUGUAUCACUCAUUACUAUUCAGUGUCAAGGACGUGUGUGUGUGUGUGUGUGUGUGUGUGUUAGUGUGAGUGAGUGAAAGACCGGGUGCGUGCGAACCUCCCUGUCACUGACUGAACUGUUUUAUUUUUGAACUAACGAUAGACUUCUGUACUUGUGAAUGGUUUUCUAUUAAGUUCCUUGAUUCAAUGUUCCUUGCCUUUCUGCAAGUCAAAAAUGCUGUAUUUAUUACAUGCCACAGCGCUUAUGCAAUUGUAUAAUCCUUAUUUAUUGUUUUUUUUUUUCUUUUGUUUGUUUGUUUUUUAACCUUUUGUGUUCCUUAUCGUCAAUGUAAAUUGUUGUCAAAACUUUUGUGGCAAUGGAAAAACUUCUGCUAAGGGAGAUUUUCUGUACUUUUUGGACAAUGAUAUGGAUUUGUGGGUAGAAUUUUGGAAAUUCGUUUCUAAGUGCUUUCAAGUAUUUACUUGGCCUUAUGUAUAUAUAUCUAUCUAUGACAUUUCAGAAAGGUAUGUAUAGUAAUUCAACCUGAAAUUGUUGUAAAUAAAUUAUAUAUUGUUAAA